This is a messenger RNA of Strongylocentrotus purpuratus (purple sea urchin), 1821 nucleotides long. RefSeq names its product lefty. Gene Ontology annotation, cellular component: extracellular region. Gene Ontology annotation, molecular function: transforming growth factor beta receptor binding; growth factor activity; cytokine activity. The record is from RefSeq and is marked provisional. NCBI's taxonomy places the organism in Eukaryota, Metazoa, Echinodermata, Echinoidea, Camarodonta, Strongylocentrotidae. Gene Ontology annotation, biological process: BMP signaling pathway; SMAD protein signal transduction.
GAACUUCAUACGACAAACAUCUCCUGGCCCUAUAUACUUACCCUUUUUGAAGUAGAAAACAUAGCAUCUUCGAAGUAUCCACAGUCAUUUUGUCACGCUCUGCACAUCUAUCAAUAUGGAAUUAUCACUCGGUGCUCCAGUUUUCGUCGCUCUUUUGGUUGUUCUGAUCGGUAUCACUGCCGGUGCUCCUUUGGAUGGUGAUUUGAACUUGCAAAUGGAUAUUCUUGAUAAGAUCGGAGUUACAAAUCCUUGGAAUUUCCCUUCGGUAGAUGCGAGUACGAUAACGGUUCCCGACCAUCUCCGCUUCCAGUACGAGUCGUUGCACCGUCAACAUCGUGUUCGUCGUUCCUAUAUCACAAAGGGAAUUCAUAAAAAUGAAGAAAUUUAUGGAGAAGUGUCGUUCAGCGAGAGCAAUCGCCAACUCUUCACGUUUGACAUCUCCAGCAUCCCCGAAGGCAGUGAGGUCAUCAUGGCUGAGCUCAAAGUCUACAAGGAGCGACCCAACCAUUCCAUCUUCAAACCCGAAGGCGAGGAUGGUGAGACUCACGUCGUCAACCACGGCCACGUCCACUCCGCCUUGGUCUCCGUCAAUCAACUCACCAACGAGGAGAUCGACUUGGAUUCAGACCCGAGCGACCUGGCAGCCGAGGUCGUCAACCAACACAACGGCAUGAAAACCAACACCAUCGAUCAGAGAGAGGUGAAUCUCAACGGCUCGGGAUGGAAAGUCUUUGACGUCACUAACACAAUCCAGACCUGGGUAGCGGAUCCCGACAGCAACCUCGGCGUCGCAUUCAACAUCGACCCGAUCGAGAGAAGUCAUCACGCCAGGCAGGUGGCCGACGAGAUGGUCUUCGCAACCGACUUUUAUCCCGAUUCUCCGAACUCUCCCGAUAGCAGACCUGUUCUCAUCAUCUACACGACCAAAUUUGCACCAAGUGAUGAACCUAACGAGUGUCAGUACGAAGGUGAAGAAGAACACCGUUGUUGUCGCCGCCGAAAGUACGUCGACUUCCGCGACCUCUCGUGGACAAGUCGCUGGAUCAUCGAGCCAGCCGGCUUCGAAGCCUUCGACUGCUACGGCCCGUGUCACAACUUUCGUAGUCGCCACAUCAGAGAUAUCUUCAGGCUCCCGUUCUACGGUGGCUCUCCAUCGGGUUUGCCCUCCAGGUCAGGUAGUCAUCGGACCUGCGGCGUGUCCAGAUCAUCCGCGUUGCCCAUGAUGUAUCUGUCUGCUACCGAAAGUGGCGCUGUCGAGCUGAAAGUGGAGGAGAUCCCGAACAUGAUCGUCGAAGACUGCAGCUGCUUAUUAUGAUGCGGCUGUUUAUUAUGAUUCGGCUCAUGAGACAUUGAUAUGAUGACAGUGAACUUUUCGGUACUAAUAACCCCCUGAUAAUCAAAAGAGCAUCAAAAUGGUUGAAAGAAUAGCAUUUACAGGGAGAGAGAAGAUGACUUUUCGUUUCAUAGUGGUAUGAAUUCGCCACAGAAGGAGACCGUAUGACGAACUUAAUAACCUAUCAAAAAGAAGAAGGUUGCAGAAGUGACUUUUUAUUUUAUAUAGUGUGUGUGUGCUGUAGUAUGUCUGAAAUAGUCUAAAAGACAAGUACAUUCUGAGUAUGAUUAUACUCGUGAUACAUGGGUAUGGCUGCAUUCAUGAGUUUUGCAACCUUUUAAAGCUUGAUAUUCAAUGAAAAUCGAAAUGAAUGACUGUACAUGUUUUGCCAUAAAUUAUUAUACAAUCUAUAUUUUAUCAAACUAUGUGUUUAUGAUUUCCGCUAUAAUGUAUUCAUAAUAAAAUGCAAUAAUAUGAUAUAAUCGAAA